GGCAUGUUCUUGAACACGGCUUCUCCCCGGAGGUCGUUUAGCAUCCCCAUUAACAUCAACCUGCAUGGUGCUCGCAGGCGGCAGACACGGGAGAUCCAGCACACAUCGGCGACACAGGAGCAGGAGAGGAGCCAAAGAGGGGAAGCCGAGGGGGCCCGGAGUCAGAUGCCUACGUCUAGUGUCGGAGAAGAACGAGCCAUCUUGUUGGGCUUCACCAUGAUGGCUUUCUCUGUGCUCAUGUUCUUUGUGGUCGGCAUUACCACGGUUAAGCCUUACAUCGACAGUUGCUGGGAGCAGGCCAGCUGUGUCCUGACUCAGACUGAUAUCCUGGAAGAGUGGGUAGACUGCAGAGGGGUGAGCACAGUGCCCUGCCUUACUGUGACCGUCAGCGUCACCGGUUCCAACGAGUCAGCCUUUCUCCAGUUUGAUGAGGAUUCGGUCUUCCUUCCGAACGAGUGUUUCUAUCUCCCCAAGUGCCAACUGGACAGAAAAGGGCUUCAGGACGAAGUGCAGAAAGUGGAAAAGUGGGUGGACAACCAGCUGAAGAACAGCUCAGCGUGUUUCAGUGACCAAAAGGGACACCCCAACCACAUCAUUCUGAACAGGAAGUACACCCUGCAGAGAGUGCUGUUCGGACUGCUGUGGCCCUGUCUGAUGCUGGGUGGCGGAUCUUUAUUGGUGGGACUUGUAAAGCUGACACAGUGCUUGGCCCGUCUGUCCACUGAUGUGAGAAGUUAUUCCAGAGGAGGAAGGCGGACUUUGAGAGAUACUCGGGGCAAAAUGUACAGACUCCUCCGGAGGUCAAGCACGCAAUCUAUCUUGUGACGUAUGGUGGAACACACACCGGUCGGAUUUGAGGGGUCUUUGUGAUCAGAAAAAAAAAGGUUGAGAGUACCACUUGACUGGUCAAAACAUCAAAAGGGGAUUUCUAAAUCCCGUUACACCUGAGGAGUUGGUUAUUGACCAGGUCAGGCCUAAUCUGAUAAAAUCAAAACCUUAUGGUGAUUAUUUAAUCUCACUUCAGUCUGAGCCAAUGGUGGUAAAGUAAUAGAAAAAAAAGAUCUGUCAAGUCUAUGCUUUACCAGUGAUGCCUAAAUGUUGUUCUGUUGUGUAUAAAGUACCAGGUGUGGUACCAGGUGUGCUAACAUAUUAACACAGUGAAUAUGUUACGCUAGCCUGGAGCCUGCUGCUUUACAGUAAUGCUGCUUGUUGUUCAUCAACUGCCUAUUUGUUACCUUAAGAUUUAUCUGUGCUACUCCUUUAGUUUCAACACAAAGAUAGUCCAUGUGAAAUGAUCAAUACUUUUGUUUGCAAUUUCUCUUCCAUAUGUCCAGCAAGGUACUCAAAUUUUGUCCAUGUUGGGGCGUAUGCCUGAAUUUAAACAGUUGGAGACGCUUCUCUGGCAGAGGCUUUUCAACAAAAAUCAGGAAUAUCUAUGAUAAAUGGUUUUCACAGUCCAAACUGUGAUCAUAGGUGCAAUUUUAGCAGAUAGAUUAAACUACUAUGAGAUAUUCUGGCUGCUGGAAAAAGCCAGAAUAUCACAAAAAUACUGAAUCACAAAAAUAUACUUGUACACCUCAACCUAGACAUAUAAAUAUGGGUGAACAUAAAAGGAAGAGAAAAUAGUAUUUCUAUUUAGGUUACAGUUACAGACUCAGUUAGCCUAAUAAACAAUUGUGUGUAGUAGAAUCUAGGUAAGUAUGUUAUUUCUAUACUAAUACACUGUAAAAACACAAUCUUAUCAAGUAAAUUUGGCCUAAUUUCUAGGACAAAUAUCCUAGAAAUAUCUCGAAAUAAGACAAAACUAACUUACAAGUAACUUUUCAAAAAAGAUCUGGGGGCUUGUUUUAAG
Molecule: messenger RNA, 1852 nt
Organism: Poecilia reticulata (guppy)
Lineage: Eukaryota; Metazoa; Chordata; Actinopteri; Cyprinodontiformes; Poeciliidae
Gene: kcnmb3
Product: potassium calcium-activated channel subfamily M regulatory beta subunit 3
Biological process (GO): potassium ion transport; detection of calcium ion
Cellular component (GO): voltage-gated potassium channel complex; membrane
Molecular function (GO): calcium-activated potassium channel activity; potassium channel regulator activity
Source: RefSeq, a predicted model, not a curated record